This is a messenger RNA of Alternaria ventricosa, 1581 nucleotides long. RefSeq lists its product as uncharacterized. The coding region runs from base 1 to 1581 and encodes 526 amino acids. The transcript is spliced from 3 exons. The record is from RefSeq and is a predicted model, not a curated record. Gene Ontology annotation, molecular function: protein kinase activity; ATP binding. Lineage: Eukaryota; Fungi; Ascomycota; Dothideomycetes; Pleosporales; Pleosporaceae. Gene Ontology annotation, biological process: chromosome segregation; protein phosphorylation. Gene Ontology annotation, cellular component: centrosome; nucleus; cytoplasm.
AUGGCAGAUCCGCUGGCUUUACCUGACGGCUCGACGCAGAGAUACAAUGAGCUUUUCAGUGCACUACCCAACGACGAUGCGCGGCGUGGAUAUCUGCUAUUCUUAACGGAGUACAAGGGCGGGAUUGAUGGGGCUGGUGUGCUUUCACGGGUAUGGAAUAAGACGGCAUCCACGGCGCAACAGGAAUACAUCAACCGUGCCGCAUCUGGGGCGGUCAGCCAUGCGUCAGAUCGUGAGAUUGAGAGCGAAGAAGAGUCUUCUAGGGACAGUCCCCAAGAAGUGAUCAAUGGAGGCCGUAAGCAGGCAGAAUCGGCAGCCCCAGAAGAUAAUGUUCGCGACAUAGAAGACCCGUUGCAUGGCGUAGCGCCACCCGCUGAGGCCGAUAACCCGGAAGCAUCGAACGAGACAGAGAAAUCUGAUUACGAGCCUAGUGAUGGCGAGAUCGCAAUAGCAAGGGUUGGUCUUACGGAAGCAGAUACUGGUAGAGCAGCACCUCACCAGACGAGGAAGAGGGGCCACGACGAACCACAUAACAACGCAACGCAAGCAUGGCAAUGGUGCAAGACGCUGAUGGACUCUCGUACUAGAUUUAGCGGGUCCAGAGAGAUGCGCACAGUGAGGAAGGCAGCCUCUCAACAAGAGGGUACGCUGACGUAUCGCUUGUAUUCUGAUUACGCCGAGCACGGAGAUCUGAGCGAACUUCUCAAAGUUUAUUACCAGGAAGAGAAUCUGGACAAGCAAAUUCCCGAGCAGUUUAUCUGGAUGGUCUUUCAUGCGCUGGCCGAUGCCAUAUGUACCCUAAACACGGGGGUGUGUGGAGAGACGCUCGACGAGGACAAAACGGCGGAAGGAGCAGAGCAUGGCCCAGAAGUCGGAAAAGAGGGACAAAAGACAAAGAAAAGAAAGCGAGGUGGGAACCAGCCCAGGGAGAAGUUCAAAGGUAGCAUGGUACACUUAGAUGUCAAGCCAGCGAACAUCUUUCUCAGUACCUCCAAGGAACCCUACCUAGCUUACCCAAAGACUCUCCUUGCUGACUACGAUGUCGUCAAAACGAUCUCACCAUAUACAGAUGUUUUAGAGGGUAGAAACGAUUGGGGCACCAAAGGAUUCCAAGCCCCGGAGAUCAUCGUAGAGGCAGCACAUCAUCAUCCUGUCAACGCCAAAGCAGAUAUUUGGUCGCUUGGGAUGGUUAUCUGGAAACUGAUGCAUACUACGCUUGGCAAAGAAAGGUCGGAUCAGAUAUGCGAGGACAGCAUCAAAGCUUCGUUCCAGUUUGCAGAAGGUACUACCUUCACAUCGACAGACGUUCCAGGCUACGAUGCGAUGUAUUCCAAUGUCUUGCACCAGCUAGUGAUCGACUGUCUCCAGAUCAGCCCGGGAAAGCGACCAGGUUACGAGAUUUUGGGAAAGAAAGCGAGAGCGGAAUUUGAGAGAUCGCAGAGGCGGUUAGGUCCGGUCUUGUCGGGUGAUAAGAUGGGUAGUGAUAUUGCCGGUCACCUCCGAGUUCUUAGGAAAGAAGAAUUGGAGUAUAAACUAGGGGAUAUGUUUGUGGAGCCUUUGAGUAAGAGGAGAAAAGCUUGA